This is a messenger RNA of Bactrocera tryoni, 496 nucleotides long. It is a transcript of the gene SmD1, whose product is annotated as probable small nuclear ribonucleoprotein Sm D1. Gene Ontology annotation, cellular component: U5 snRNP; U1 snRNP; SMN-Sm protein complex. The record is from RefSeq and is a predicted model, not a curated record. The transcript is spliced from 2 exons. Lineage: Eukaryota; Metazoa; Arthropoda; Insecta; Diptera; Tephritidae. Gene Ontology annotation, molecular function: RNA binding. Gene Ontology annotation, biological process: RNA processing; spliceosomal snRNP assembly. Bases 72 to 446 code for a protein of 124 amino acids.
GUCUUUGCAACAUGACAACAAAAGCAAAGUAAUUAUUUAGUAUUGCCGGUUUGAGAGAAGCGCUUCUAAACAUGAAGUUGGUUAGAUUUCUUAUGAAACUAAGUCACGAAACGGUGACAAUCGAAUUAAAAAAUGGAACUCAAAUUCAUGGUACAAUCACAGGAGUAGAUGUAGCGAUGAACACUCAUUUAAAGUCUGUUAAAAUGACUAUUAAAAACAGGGACCCAGUUCAAUUGGAAUCCUUAAGUAUUCGCGGUAACAAUAUACGAUACUUCAUACUGCCAGACAGCUUACCGUUAGAAACACUGCUCAUUGAUGAUACACCUAAAUCAAAAACAAAGAAAAAAGACAGCAGUCGUGGAGGUAAUCGCGGCAGAGGACGUGGAGCACGCGGCCGUGGUGGACCUCGAGGUCGUGGUCGUGGACGGGCAGUUGGUAGACGUUAAGAUUUUAAAAUACUGAAAUUAAAUAAAACUUGAAGGAUAAAACAUGGAAA